AGCGCUAAAUUGUGCCGCCGGAGGCGGUAACAUUGCACGUUAUAUUGAUUAAAGUUAUAAAAUUACUAUUUCACGAAAUACAUCAAAUGUGUUCAGAUAGUUAAAAGCAAGUUCGGCUUGCUGCAUUCAUUAAAGUCAAUAUAAUUAGGCCAGUCGACCAAUAACAUUCCAAACUCACGGUUCAAGAUAUUGUUUUCGGACGUUUAUCACUUUUUCAAUAAUGUCUAAAGUAAAACUUAACCUGAUCGCUGCGGCGUGUGAAAACAUGGGUAUUGGAGCAAACGGAACCCUGCCUUGGAGAUUAAAGAAAGAAAUGGCAUACUUCACAACGAUGACAACCAAAGUCUCAUCUCCCGACCAAGUAAAUGCAGUAAUAAUGGGCAGAAUCACUUGGGACUGUAUACCGGACAAGUAUAGACCGUUGUCCAAGAGGGUGAACAUAGUCAUGACUCGGCAUGUUGACAAUCUGAAGAAUAAGGUCCCUGAAGGUGUAAUAGUGGUUCCAAGCCUGGAUGAGGCCAUUAAGUAUAUUGACAGCCGGCCAGAUAUUGAGAGCACAUGGGUCAUAGGAGGAUCAUCAAUAUAUCAGGCAGCCAUGGCCCACCCAAACUGUGGCAAGAUCUACCUGACAGAGAUCCAGAAGUCAUUCGACUGUGACACCUUCUUCCCGAACAUUGACAAGCAGCAGUUCCACCUGGUCAAUGAGGAGGAGAUACCUGAAGAAAGACAGGUGGAGGGAGACAUCAGUUACUUCUUUAGGGUUUAUAAGAGGCUCUAAAAGCUUUCCUUUUCAUGGUUCCGUACCCAAAGGGUAAAAACCCUAUUACUAAGACUCCACUGGCCGUCUGUCUGUCACAAGGCUAUAAUUUCAUGAAUCGUGAUAGCUGGACAGUCGAAAUUUUCACAGAUGAUGUAUUUCUGUUGCCGCUAUAACAAUAAAUAUUAAAAAGUACGGAAUCCUCGGUAAGCGAGUCCGACUUGCACUUGUCCUGUUUUUUUUUUCAUUUAAAUAUACCGCUUGCAGAAUAUUGCAACUUUUGCAAGUUAUAAGAAUUGCACUAGGGUUUUACAAUCUAGGACCUAUGUUAAGUCAGGACGGCCGUGUCGUUAGAAGAUUUAUACAGGGUCAUUUUUGGACCGUUAGCCAUAUUGUGCGAGGUGAUUCGGUAGGCCAUACUGAACAACUUUUUCUAUGGUACCAACUCCGAAAUCACAAAAAAUUUUUUGGCCGUUUCAUAGAUUUUGGUCGUGUGGAUAUUGACGUUUUCUAUGGGGAGACCAAUUUUUUUUGGGAUUUCGGGGUUAGUCCCAUAGAAAAAGUUGUUCAGUAUGACCUACCUAAUCACCUCGCACAAUAUGGCUAACAGUCCAAAAAUUACCCUGUAUAUGUUUUAAAAGUUUGAACGGUCAAUGUCAAGUAUUUCAUUCUAAAUAAGGCCACAAGGUGGCACUCUUAGCUUUAGCUCACCUGCAUUUAUUUGUGGUUUUCCAUCACGGAAGGGUUGUUACAAUUCUUAUAGGUACUUCAAGUGCAAUAAGGACAUUUUUAUCUGAAAUUCCAACAGAAAUUCUGAUAGAAAGGUCCUUAUUGCACAUGAAGCAUAAGGAUCCUUCUCUAAUAGAAAGCCACAUUUGUCGAUCUUUUGACCGCCACGCCUAUUUUGUAUAAAUGCAAUAAUAAACUUUAUUUGAACGUAUUAAGGCUCAGUAUGCAGGCUAUGGCCAACUGAUGGUGGUCAAAGGGUUAAAAUUACGCUAGCCUAUGGAUGUUUAUAUAAUGUUAAAAUGAUUUACCAGAAUUUUGUCAUAUGAUAAGGUGUUAUAUUUUGUAUAUUAGCAAUAAAGUUAUUUUUGCACUG
Messenger RNA from Cydia fagiglandana, 1859 nucleotides. It is a transcript of the gene Dhfr, whose product is annotated as dihydrofolate reductase. Gene Ontology annotation, biological process: dihydrofolate metabolic process; folic acid metabolic process; tetrahydrofolate biosynthetic process. The record is from RefSeq and is a predicted model, not a curated record. The transcript has 4 exons. Gene Ontology annotation, molecular function: NADP binding; dihydrofolate reductase activity. The coding region runs from base 221 to 778 and encodes 185 amino acids. Lineage: Eukaryota; Metazoa; Arthropoda; Insecta; Lepidoptera; Tortricidae. Gene Ontology annotation, cellular component: mitochondrion.